ACGUAUCCGAAAUGCCAUGUGUUCUGUAGCCAACGGAGAUCAGUGAAGGAAGCUCUUAGAGUCUCAGCGUCCCCGCAAACCUCCACACGAAGGUGCACCGUACCAACCUACACAGUCGCGCACUCAGAAUGCCUCAGAGCGCCGAUGACCAAUCUCCCGAACCGGCCGAAUUCUCCGGCUCCGACAUCGAGGAACAAAAAGAAGAAGAAGAAGACCCCGAAUUGUUAGAAGAAGAAGUAGAAGAAGAGGAAGAAGAGGAGGCGGAGGCGGAAGAAGAAGAGGCGGAGGGGGAAGAGAAUAUGGACGACGAAUUAGAAGGAAGGGUUGAAGUGGAUAUGGAUAUUUCAGAUUCACCAAUUCGAUCCCAUGAUCAUCACAACGGCCAGAGAACCUCUGUACACUUACAGAAUGAGGUCGAUGGUCAUCCGUGUAAUAGUGAGAUUAUGGAUGCUAAAGCGACCAGCUCAUGUAGAGUUGGCCGGGAAGAGAUGGCUGAUGCCAUCCCGAUUAGGGAUCAUUUAGGUGAGGAGGUUAGAAGUGUUGUGAACCCAGGGGAUGAGAUGAAACAAGUGGACAUGCAGCAGAGGAAUGGUAGAAAGCAAAUGGAUUCAAGGUUUUUCAGGUCAGGUGCUCUUGAGACAGGGACCACAACUGUGUCUCCUGCUGCUGAGACUAGUGGUCGAAGCAAGCGCCCAGCUAUUAUAUGUGACUUUUAUGCGAAGGGUUGGUGCAUUAGAGGUAGUUCUUGUAAGUUCCUCCAUGUGAAAGAUAAUCUGAAUAGUUCUCAACCACAUCCUGAGGGAGAUGUUGCUAAUUCUACAAGAGAAGUCCAGCUUGAUGAAGGUCUAAGAGACAUUACUGAGAGAUCAAGGUCACCUGGUUUUCGUGACCCUCUGGCUUUUUCAAGUGGAAGUGAUUUUGCAUUUUCUUCACAUCUCAGUUCUGAAAAGAUCCGAUUUUUGGAACACAUAGGAAGACAGCACCAGUUUCAUGAAAAGCGCAAGUUUCCAACAGUUAUUGGAGAGGAGUCAAAUGUGGGGUUGUCCACUGAUGCAAAGAAAUUGCAUUCAUCCAAAGAUGAUCCAGGCUUUCUCUCGUCACUUAAGGAUAUAGAAAGGGAUGAUCAGAGAAAUUGGCCUGCUGUUAAAGAUAAAUCCAUAUUCAUUAGCAGUUUGCAUCCUGAGCCUGGAUUUUUUUCAACUGGAUCUAUUUCAUCAUCAGGAAAGUACCUUAUAGGGAAGAACUCUUCACAUUCGAGCAGUAUGGAGGAACCAGCUGGAAUUUGGAGCCAGCGUAUGCCCCGUGACCAUAGUUCCCCACUUGUGAACCUUGCUUUGAAUUCAAGCUCAAGAAAUCUUUCAAUUACUGCCUUGUUUCCAACUAGCCGUAUUUCAUCUUGGACUGGAUUUUCGUUGCCUUCUAGUUAUUCCAAUCUCGAUUCAAGUCCUCAUGAUACUCUUAAGCUUUUUGAUCAAAGUAGGGAUUACCGUUCUUCUACUAGAUCAUCUCCCUUGCUGAAAAGCUCUUCCCCCUUCUCUAGUUCUGAAUUGAAAAGUUUGCCGACCACCGUGUCAUUGCGCUCUGCUGAAAUUAAAACAAAACUUUCUUCAAAUGAUUGGGAGCCGUCUGUGCCAUUCCGGCCAUCUUUUAUUCUUCCUCAUGCAUUUCUAUCAUCUUCGGGGUGGCAGUAUGAACCUCUUCGUGACAGCAUUGAGUUACCAAAGUUAGCAAACAUCUCUGGUGAAGCUUCUUUCUAUCCUGAAGGGGCAACCGGUGGGAAUAAAUUGCAUCUGCAACAUGGUGAAUCUGCUAGUGGGACCAUGCGGCCAGCUUGUGAUGGUGAUACAAACUCUAUGUCUUCACAUAAUACGUAUCAUGAGAAGGUAUUAGAUAAUAGCUGCUAUACACGUGACCAUAAUUCCCCUGUAACUGAAGCAGAGACAGCGGGGACUUCUGCUGUCUGCCAAAAUGGAACCAUGACUGGAGAAGAAAAUCCCUUGGGCCCUCCUCAUCCCAAAGGUAGUACAAAACAAAAUAAAGCCAGUAGUGCCACUGGUGAUUCUAGACAUCAAAGUGAUGGUUCUAGACACCAAGAAGGCACAAAAUUAGGUAGAUUUAGAGAAAAAAAUGAAGUGGAUGGUGAACAUUUGACAGACCGAGAUGUACAGCAAGAAUCAAAAGCUGUGAAGAAUUUCCGUGCGGCUCUUGUAGAUUUAGUGAAAGAAUUGUUAAAACCAAAAUGGCGCGAAGGUAGUCUCAGCAAGGAUGCACAUAACAUGAUAGUUAAGAGAGCAGUAGAGAAGAUUAUCAGUGCUUUUCAGCCCCAUCAAAUCCCAUCUACCAUAGAAACAGUUGAGCAAUACCUGUCUGCAUGCCGUCCAAAAAUCUCAAAGCUUGUUGAGGGAUAUGUUGAAAAAUAUGGAAAAUCUUGAGAUGUUAGGCCAAGUGAUUUUUCUCUUGCAAAAUUUCCUACGCAGUUUACUAAUUGGAGGUCAUGGACAGUUGGUUUAGUAUCCCCUGUUUUAUAUAAUCAGAAUUGAGCUUUUGUAGAAAGUUGUUAAUUUUCUUAUAAGAUUUAUUGUUUCAUAAGUUAGUUCUGUUACUGACAUUUCAUAUAUUUUGACAUAAACGGUGUCAUGACUGGAACUUAUCUUAGUCUGUGUAUAGAAAAACGGUUGUAAUUCAUUUCAUUUUUAUGCAAGGAAGAUUGCCUUAGGCUUGAAUUAACUCAGCUUGAGGGUCUUUGCAAAUUUUAUCAAAGUGUCUGAAUACUGGUUCUUAUUC
This is a messenger RNA of Pyrus x bretschneideri (Chinese white pear), 2784 nucleotides long. RefSeq names its product protein FRIGIDA-ESSENTIAL 1. The transcript is spliced from 5 exons. Lineage: Eukaryota; Viridiplantae; Streptophyta; Magnoliopsida; Rosales; Rosaceae. The record is from RefSeq and is a predicted model, not a curated record. Gene Ontology annotation, molecular function: metal ion binding. Bases 129 to 2432 code for a protein of 767 amino acids.